AUGCUUUCUCGAACUUGGCUGUCCAAGCUAUACACACGAACAUUACCAAAAUAUCAUAACACAAGCUGCCCAACAUUGACGUCACAUGAGAUCACGAGAAGGGCCAGCACAAUGGCGACUCCGAAUCGAAUACACAUCACCCCUGAAAAUACGGGCCUCCUAAAACUCUCGCAGAAUGCAGAUGCGGCCAAGACUGUGACUGAGCUUCUACAGAAGGAUCUUGAGGAGCACCAUCCCUUCUUCAACAAAGACGGCUUUCAUAACCAUAUCGUUCACCACCUGCUCUCCCUGUAUGGAACAUCCGCAGGCCCUUCAUCCCUCCAAAAGGCAUGGGAAGGCAACGCCUCGUACCAGCGGCCGGCGCAGCCGACGCACACCAGCGCGACGCCGGCGCAGCUCGCCGACUGGGCCACGGCGAAGCGGUACCUGGGCAAGGAGCAGUACUACUCUGACUUUCUGGCCUUCUUCCAGCGCGAGAUCGAGACGACGAGCGUGGCGGACGUGCUGAACCGGUACGUGUUCAACGAGGGCGACGAGCGGGCCGACGACCUGCUCAUCCGUCUCUUUGGCGGCUUCGUCCACCCGCUCAUCCAGCUCAUGUACGGCAUCGAGUGGGACCAACCCGCCAUCGUCGCCGAGGGGUUGGCUCAGGCAUGUGUGCACAGGGACGACCUGCGCGCUUUUAUGCUCGCGGCCGAGAGGCUUUCGAGGGAAAGACGGCAACCGGGCGGCGACGAAAUGGGUUCCAUCUUGUCCCUGUACGAGGCCGUCACCCGCCAUGAGAAGUUGAGCUCGGCCGCCAGGGAGGAGGAUGCCAACAAGAUGCGCGACGGCGUGCUCAGCCGCGCCGGUGAUGAGAUGGCCGCCAUGGCCGCGCGGGUCCGCGUCAGACCCGAGGAGCUGCACGACCGCACCGUCGAGAUGUUCAAUGCAGCCGUGUACGUGGCCGCUGGCGCAGCCGUCGAGAGGCCUGCCAAGCAUGCUAAGUUUGAUUUCUUUCUUAUACACCAUGUAAACGUCUCCCCGAUUCUGCUCUCCAUCAACGCCGCGUCCUGGAUUCCCACGGCCGCCAAGGUCCGGCUGCUCGAGUGGAAGAUCCGAAUCGACCUGGUCCAGUACGCCGCGCGCGCCGUGCCGGCCUUGUCCCUGGAGCGGAUCGCGGCGUACGAGGCCAAGCCCAAGGAUGACAAGUUCACCACUGCUGCUGCGUCGGGUGGCACCAGCAAUGUGAGCGACCUCGUGAGCCGGCUGCACGACCUCGACGACGAUGGCCACGCCAUAAAGCUCGUCCGCGCGGCUGCCAUCUGCCAGCAGGUUUCGCAGCCUCUGGAGGAUAAGCUGGGAGACCGGCUGCCGUUGAGGGGGAAGGAGAUUUGGAACAAGGUUCACCAUCUGAUUGUCGAUGCCGCCGAGGGGCCUGGUCCUCGGUGGGUGAGAACCACCGGGUUGGAAUCGGCUUGGAAGGAUGUUCCGAAUACGUCCAAGCUGUAG
Messenger RNA from Pyricularia grisea, 1491 nucleotides. RefSeq lists its product as uncharacterized. Gene Ontology annotation, molecular function: oxidoreductase activity. The record is from RefSeq and is a predicted model, not a curated record. The transcript has 5 exons. Lineage: Eukaryota; Fungi; Ascomycota; Sordariomycetes; Magnaporthales; Pyriculariaceae. The coding region runs from base 1 to 1491 and encodes 496 amino acids.